AGCUGAAAAUUUUCAGCCAUUGUCGUUUACUAGACAACGCAUGUCCCGGGACCUUGUUGGGCUGCGUUUGUUUACCUUUCGUUUUCUUCAAUCCAUCCAUCCAUGGCCGAUUCAUACUCUACCCUUUUCUCUUUGUACUGAUUCAUAUAUAUAUUUUCAUAUACAGAACUACACAGCUCAUUCAUGGUGGUCCAUUUUUUCAUUUUUAUUUAUAAAUCUCAAUCAUCAAAACCAACAAUUAGAUAAUGAUGUCAAUGUAGGCCUGCAAGUCUGCAACACCCUUUUUCUUUCCCGUUGUCUCCCCCAUUUUCAGGCUUUCAGCCAACAACACGUUUCUCAUGCCCAUAACCUGUUUGAUACUUUCCCUCUGAGAGAGAAGAAGAAGAAAAGUGUGUUCUUUGGAUGAUGAAGAAGGGUUCUGAUUUAGAUGAUGAUAGAGUUGUAAUUGUUGCUGUGAAAGCAGGUAAAGAGAUUUCAAGAACAGCUUUAGUAUGGGCUUUAACUCAUGUUGUUCAACCUGGGGAUUCUGUCAAGCUGAUUGUCAUCUUACCUGCAAACACUUCAAGGAAAUGGGGGAUUCCAAAAUUUAGUAGUGAUUGUACUGCUGGUGGUCAAUGGACUUCCAUUUUAGGAACAUUAUCUGAACAGAAGGAGUAUAUUACAGAUACUUGUUCUCAAAUGAUGAUUCAACUUCAUCAUGUUUAUGAUUCAAACAAGACAAAGAUUAAAUUAAAAGUGGUAUCGGGCUCACAAUGUGGAUUAGUUGCUGUUGAAGCUAAGAAAGUUAAUUCGAGUUGGGUUAUAUUAGACAGAGGUUUGAAGAAAGAAGAACAACAUUGUUUGGAACAACUUGAAUGUAAUAUAGCUGUAAUGAAACGGUCUCAACCCAAAGUGAUUCGUUUGAAUUUACUUGGAUUGUCCAAGACAGGACAAAUGGAUGAAGAAGAACAGAGUAGUAUCGUUUUACCAGUCAGUUCAGAAUCUAAACAAGAACAUUCUUCAACUCGAGUUCCAAACGUGACACCCGUUAGCAGCCCGGAGCAUACCUCCUUCAGUACAACCGAUGUCGGGACAUCAUCGUUAUCAAGCUUGGAUAUUAACGGUUCGCCGUUCUUGAUAUCUGAAAUCAAUUGGGAUCUCAAGAAAGAAGGAACAAGACUAAACCUUUAUGAAGAAGAAGAAGAAUCUGAUUCUGAACCUGAUUGUUCUCCUUCAACGAGUUUAUCAUCUUCAUCGCAGUCAUGGAUGACGAAAUUAGGAUUUGACGUGAAUUUAGAGAAGAAAGUUAGGGAUGUUAUAUCGUUAUCAAGAAACCCACAGUCAGAAUCACCUCCAUUAUGUUCGAUAUGUCAAGAGAAAGCGCCUGUCUUCGGGAAACCGCCGAAUUGGUUCUCUUUUAUCGAGCUUGAACACGCCACAGAUGGGUUUUCUCAAUCGAAUUUCUUGGCUGAAGGAGGGUUUGGUUCAGUACACCGUGGUGUUUUACCAGACGGACGAAUGAUCGCCGUGAAGCAAUAUAAGUCUGCUAGUAGUUCUCAGGGUGAUCGAGAAUUCUGCUCGGAAGUGGAGGUCUUGAGCUGCGCUCAACAUCGCAAUGUGGUGAUGCUGAUUGGAUUCUGUGUGGAGGAUAGAAGAAGAUUGCUUGUAUAUGAAUAUGUUUGCAAUGGCUCUCUUGAUACUCAUCUUUAUGGACAUAGUAAGGCUAUCUUAAAAUGGUCUUCGCGAAAAAAGAUUGCAGUUGGAGCUGCUCGAGGUUUGAGAUACCUUCACGAAGAAUGUAGAGUUGGUUGCAUAAUUCAUCGUGAUAUGCGACCAAACAAUAUCCUUCUUACUCACGAUUUCGAACCAUUGGUUGGAGAUUUUGGAUUAGCAAGAUGGCAGCCGGAUGGGGAUUUGGGCGUUGAAACCAGAAUCAUUGGAACUUUCGGGUACUUGGCUCCAGAAUAUACUCAAAGUGGGCAAAUAACAGAAAAAGCGGAUGUGUAUUCGUUUGGAAUUGUUUUGGUAGAGCUUAUAACAGGAAGAAAGGCGGUUGAUAUCAGUAGGCCGAAAGGGCAACAAUGUUUAACCGAAUGGGCUCGGCCUUUGCUGAAGAGACUAGCGAUCAAGGAAUUGAUCGAUCCGAGGCUAAUAAACGAAGAGUAUUCCGAGAUUGAGAUUUUUUCCAUGAUUCGAUGUGCUUCAUUGUGCAUAAGGAGGGAUCCUCAAUUAAGGCCUAGAAUGUCUCAGGUGCUCCGGUUGUUGGAAGAGGACACUACUGUUGGUUGAACUUUGAAGAACACAAAAUGUGCAGCUCAAAUAUGUUUUUUGUUUGAAAUACAUUGCUUUGCCUUUUUUAUUUUUCAGUUCUGUUUAUAGUGUGGACUGAAAAUUAUAUGUAAUGUAAUGAUAUGACUAGCAAUAGAAGUUGGAGUUAGGGCUGAUAAUUGAGU
This is a messenger RNA of Impatiens glandulifera, 2432 nucleotides long. Its product is annotated as inactive protein kinase SELMODRAFT_444075. Gene Ontology annotation, molecular function: ATP binding; protein kinase activity. Bases 403 to 2268 code for a protein of 621 amino acids. Gene Ontology annotation, biological process: protein phosphorylation. The transcript is spliced from 8 exons. Lineage: Eukaryota; Viridiplantae; Streptophyta; Magnoliopsida; Ericales; Balsaminaceae. The record is from RefSeq and is a predicted model, not a curated record.